Molecule: messenger RNA, 252 nt
Organism: Blepharisma stoltei
Lineage: Eukaryota; Ciliophora; Heterotrichea; Heterotrichida; Blepharismidae
Source: the annotation of a GenBank genome assembly
AUGGAUAGCAGCUCAAAUUCAGACAAUGAGAAAUUUUUGAAUCGCUUUAGAAAGCCAUAUGAAAGAGUCUUAUGCCUGACUCUGUAUACAGCAGUCAUAAUAAUUGCAAUUAUCGACAUUGUUAUAGGGACAAUGGGCUUUUCAACAAUGAUAACUCUUAGCUCAGCAAAGCAAUGCAGCCAAUAUACGCUCUAUUUAGAGAUGCAAGCCCUUGUUAAUAUGCAGCCUUUUCUUUCGCGAUAUCAGGAUUAA